Messenger RNA from Drepanopeziza brunnea f. sp. 'multigermtubi' MB_m1, 543 nucleotides. RefSeq lists its product as uncharacterized. Gene Ontology annotation, cellular component: plasma membrane. The record is from RefSeq and is a predicted model, not a curated record. NCBI's taxonomy places the organism in Eukaryota, Fungi, Ascomycota, Leotiomycetes, Helotiales, Drepanopezizaceae.
AUGGCGCUCCUCGCCUUCCCAGCUCUUCUCCUCGCCCUCCUCCUCGCCCUCCUAGGCCCGGCGCAAGCCGAGGCAGCAAACAUAACCAUUACCCCCGAAACAUCCGCCAAUGCCACCAUCUCCGAGGGCAACAGCCAGUACGAGUACCACGGGUGCUACGAAGAGAGCGGGCUGGGCAACAAUGCGACGAACGGAAUGCGAGCUCUGAGCUCGGGGAAGAUGGAGAGUCGGGACGACAUGACGGUCGAGGUGUGUCUGAACUACUGUGCCGACGGCGGGUGGGCGUUCGCGGGCCUGCAGUACACGAAAGAAUGCUACUGCGCGCCCCUCAUCUCCUCCGUCGCCACUAAGCGCGACGAUAGCGCCUGCGACCUGGCGUGCGCAGGGAACACGUCGGAGUUCUGCGGCGGCGCCCUCAAGCUUUCCGUAUAUCAGAUGUCGAGCAACAGCGAGGGCGCCGGAACGAAGGCGGUGGGCCACGCGCCCGUGAGCAGCAUCCUGGCCCUGGGGGUUGCGAUGGGGGUUCUGCUGUGUCUGGCCUGA